Messenger RNA from Meloidogyne enterolobii, 1086 nucleotides. Lineage: Eukaryota; Metazoa; Nematoda; Chromadorea; Rhabditida; Meloidogynidae. The record is from the annotation of a GenBank genome assembly.
AUGAAACAAGAAUUAUUUUUGACCUUUUAUAUUUUUCUACUUUAUUUCCACCCAAUUUUGAGUGUUGACGAAAAACAAGGAGGUUCAGAAACUUUGGAAGCAAGUGUGUCCAAUGCUGAAUCAGUCCAAAUUGAUUCUGCAUCACUUAAAGGAGUGUUUGGUGAAGAGAGUGAAAGCGACAAAGAAGAAGGAUCGGCAAAUAAACAUUCCAGAAAAUCUCUGGUUAAAAGUUUAAGUGAUGGAUCGUUAAGAGAGAGCCCUCAAAGAAAAGAAAUGUUAAAGAGGAAAAGUUUUAAUGCUGAAGAAGGUUCUCAAAAAAUGAUAAAAUUGGAAGAAGAGGAGGAAAACAGACGGAAACGAUUAAAAUUAAAUUUUGAUGAUGAAAGAGAAAAGAAAGAAAAUAGUGAAAUUGAGAGGAAAGGGAAGAGGAUUGUGAAAGAGGAGGAAGAUAGAAUAAAGAAUAUAUUUGGAGCACCAAGUGAAAUUGAAGAGGUGAAGGAUGAAAAAGAUAGAAGUGAAGGGCCUUCAGAGAUUGAAGUAAAGGAUGAAAAUGAUGGAAGAGAAAGCUUCUCCGAAAUUGAGGAGGUGAAGGAUGAACAUAGCAAAGGAGGAAUUUCAGAAAUUGAAGAAGUGAAGGAUGAACAUGGUGGAGGAGGAAGAGUUUCCGAAAUAGAGGAAGUAAGGGAUGAGGAUAGUAGAAGAGGAGGAUUUUCAGAGAUCGAAGAAGGGGAAGAUGGGUUCGAUGGAAAAGGAGGAGGAAUUUCCGAAAUAGAGGAAGUUAGGGAUGAAUAUGGUGGAAGAGGAGGAAGAGUUUCAGAGAUCAAAGAAGAGGAAAAUGAUGUGUAUUAUAGAAGAGGGGGAGGAGGAUUUUCAGAGAUUGAAGAAGUGAAGGAAGAACAUGGCGGAGGAGGAAGAGUUUCAGAAAUUGAAGAGGAAGAGGAGCAUUAUAGAAGAGGAGGAGGAGUUUCCGAAAUUGAAGAAGAGGAAGAUGAAUAUAGCAGAAGAAAAGGAAGAAUUUCGGAAAUUGAAGAGGAAUAUGGAGAAAGAUCCUUUCAAUUUAGGAGAGUACCUGAGAUUGAAGAAUGA